Messenger RNA from Microcebus murinus (gray mouse lemur), 327 nucleotides. RefSeq names its product zinc finger protein 672 (gene ZNF672). The record is from RefSeq and is a predicted model, not a curated record. Gene Ontology annotation, cellular component: nucleoplasm. Gene Ontology annotation, molecular function: DNA-binding transcription repressor activity, RNA polymerase II-specific; RNA polymerase II cis-regulatory region sequence-specific DNA binding. Gene Ontology annotation, biological process: negative regulation of transcription by RNA polymerase II; regulation of cytokine production; regulation of immune system process. NCBI's taxonomy places the organism in Eukaryota, Metazoa, Chordata, Mammalia, Primates, Cheirogaleidae.
CCAGACUGGAUCUGAAGCUGGAAGAAGCAACUUCUUUUGAAGUACUGGACCUUGUUUCUGCUAUGGGGGAGAAGAAAGCAAGGUUUCCACCUCAGUCACAGAACCUUUUUGCCGCCAGGGCAAGCUCCAGCAUGAGGACACAGCACAUCUUGUUACAGAGGCACAAGAGGAAAGCAUCCUUGCAGGCCAUGUUUGCCCAGCGUGGAGGACAGCAGACUCUCCAGAGCCCACUCCUGCAGACAGAGCUGCUGCAGCUGUUGCUGAGACUCACAGUGCAGGGUGAACCUGGCCACAGCCCGCCUCUGGAACAGCUGUAACGUCUGCCUU